AGCUUGCCCAGGUGGGCUCCUGCCGGUGCCUGGAGCGGGGGCACAGACCCGGUCUCUGCAAAGCGGCUCGCGCGGGCUACUUGGAGUGAAAAGGGCCCCGUGGCCCUGAGUGCCCUGCUGGGGCUGCCUGCUGGUGCCCACCGUGCGGGCCUCUCGCUAAGGGAGUGGAGAUGCCAUGUGUCCGAGAGGCUUGAGCCAGAACAUCUGGAAAUAGCCAAACCACAAGCCCCAGCUUUGACUGUGCUCUGAGCUGCCUCCAGCAUCCCAGAGCGAUUCCAGGGCUGGGAAUCCAGCUGGAGCUCGUUGGCUGUCACCCGUUCCCACUCCAAAGCCGCCUGGCAGCGUCUCCAGGGAACGUGCCUGUGACCUCGGUGUCUCUGCAGAUCCCGCCCCAGAGGGCGCCUCUGAGAUGGAGCCAAGUGUUGGGGGCAGAGGAAUCCCAGAUGCUCCUGGCGCGGCAAGCGCUGGGGGCUGGAACAUCAGAGAGGAGCAGAGCGACACGCCAGGAUCCUGGGCAGUGAAAGCAGAGAGCGCGUCCCAGAGCCUGGGCUGUGGGGAGCUCCUGGCCCCGGGGAGCGGCCGUGUCGGGGACGUGCUGCUGAUCUGCACUGAGUGCGGGGAGAGCUUCGGGCAUCACGAGGCCCUGAUCGCCCACCAGCGAGGCCACGCUGGGCAGGGGGCCGGGCCCUUCACCUGCCCCCAGUGCCAGAAGGGCUUCAAGCACAGAGCCAGCCUUGUGGCACACCAGCGCGUCCACACGGGCGAGCGCCCCUACGCCUGUGCCCAGUGUGGGAGGGGCUUCCGCUACAAGACCUGCCUGGUGGUGCACCAGCGCGCCCACUCCGGCCAGCGCCCCCACAAGUGCCCGCAGUGCGGCAGAGCCUUCCUACAGCGCGGGGACCUGCGUGCCCACCUGCGCACGCACACGGGCGAGCGCCCCUUUGCCUGCUCUGAGUGCGGCCUCCGCUUCCCGUCCCGCCGGAACCUCGCCUGUCACCAGCGCCAGCACCCGGACCUGGGCCCCCACCAGUGCCAGCAGUGCGGGCGCAGCUUCCGCCACAAGCGCAACUUGGUGCGGCACCAGCGCGGCCAUGCUGGCACCCAGCCCUACCGCUGCCCCGAGUGCGGGGACGGCUUCUGCUACAAACAGAGCCUGGUGGCCCACCAGCGGGAGCACGCCACCCCCCGGCCCUACCCCUGCCCCCAGUGCGGCACCAGCUUCCAGCACCAAGCCAACCUGGCCAUCCACCAGCAGAGCCACGCCCCCCCGGCCACCUACACCUGCCCACAGUGCCAGCAGAGCUUCAAGUACAAGGGCUACCUGCACAUGCACCAGCGGAAGCACUCGGCCCCCGAGGCCGAGGGGCGGGAGCGCCAGGCCCUGCCCGGCGGCGGGAGGCUCUUUACCUGCGCCCAGUGUGGGAAAGGCUUCAAGAACAACGGCUUCCUCAUCAUCCACCAGCGAGCCCACGCGGCCGGGGCACGGAGCGCCAGCCCCACCUCUUGGGGUACCUAGCCCCUCUACCAGGCCUCGUGCCAUCAGCAAAGGGGCAGCGUUGCCAAGGGAGCUCUGAGCGUGGCCAGGAGGGGCCCAGCGUGCCGACAGGGCACAGUGUUAGAGGGAGAGGAGGGCUGGGCUGCUCAAACCCAGGGUGGCCAACUUGGGCUACUGGGCGUUGUCUGAGUGCUGGGAGAACGGCAGCUUUGGACUCAAAGCACGGCUGUGGUGCCGGCAGGCGAAGGGCUAGUGGGGUGUCUGAGCACAUGGGGUUUGCGGGUUCUGCUGCUGCCCUGUUGCCGGGUGCAUGUCCCAGCCCUGCCUGGUGCCCCCAAUUCUCUCUGGGCCCCGUUUGCCCUUCAGGGAAGAGGCUGCUGAGGCGGGCUGGGAAGUCCCUGGAUGUGGUCCCGGAGGGGGAGGGGGGCUGGCUGUCGUGCCACACGCCCAGCUGUGAGGGGCUUUGCCUCGGCACGGCCCCGGGGAGGUGGCUGCUGGAACGCGGAGUCCAGUGCUGGGGGCCGAAGAGCCCCGAGUGUGUGGGGCUGGAGGAAACACCUGCCUGGAGAAGCUCCAGAGUGGCGUCCCGCAGAGAACCAGCCGCUGGCGCAGCGCUGACACCGCCCCCCUUCCAACUGAAAUAACAGCCCAUUCCCCCCAAACCCCACCCCCGCAACAAGCUGCCCAGAUGUGGGAGGCUUGUGCCCUGGCUCAGAGCCAGGCCCCGUGGCCAGGGGAUGGGCAGGGGCCCUGGCCCUAGAGGUGUGGGGCUCCUGCAAGAGGGAGCUGUUAGUGGUUGCUGGAGCCCUGUGGCCAGACCCAGGCAUCCCCCUGGGCUCUGCUCCAGCACAGAGCCGGCUGCAUGGGUCGCCUGGCUGGAGCAGAGGCAGGGCCAGCCCACCGUGGCUAAUCACAACCUCCCCGCUGAGGCUGGUGUUUCAGGGCCGCUGCUUACCUGGGCCCCAGGCGAGCCAGCAAGUGCUCAGUAGGCUGAGAGCUGGGAGGCUCCUUCAGGAGCGUCUGGGCCAGGGGCCAGCCCCCAGCUUGGCUGCACUCGACCCCCAACCUGAGGGGCUCUAGCGGCCAGAGCUGGGGGGAGAUCGGCCCCUGCAGCCCCGGGCUGGGGGAGGGACACGGCGGGCGUGUUUGGAGAAAUAAAGCUGAAGCACUGCAGGCAGGGCCUGGGAUCCGGCUGGUGCGUGUUCUGUGCUGCAGGCGCUGCUGAGCUCGCUCACAGCUAAGUGACCCCUGCCCUCUAGGGCUGCCCCUCGCACCCGGGGCUCCUGGCCCAAUGCGCAGCCGCUGGGGUCCAGAGCGUCCCCUGGCCUGGGGCUGUGCAGCGCUUGCAUUGUCUUUGCCUGUAACUGUCAGCGUAGCAACGCCCUUGCCGGCGCCCGGCCGCGCCGCUCCCACCUGCCCUCGCCGGCGCCCGGCCGCGCCGCUCCCACCUGCCCUCGCCGGCGCCCGGCCGCGCUGCUCACAACCGAGCCGCGGGAGCUGGGCUGCAGCCCCUGCAGAAAGGCUGGGUGCUGGGCUAGCAGAUGAGCAGGGCCGGGGAAGGAUAAAGCCAUUCGGUGAAUGCUCUGGGCUGUGUCCAGUGUGGUGCCGAACGGGGGGGGAGGGGUUGUGCCCCCAGAGACAGCUCCAGGGAGGUGACUGGCUAAGCAUCGCGCACAACCGCUGAGACGGGCAGACGCCACUUCUCCAGGCAACAGUCAGCUGCCUUACCCAUGAACCCAUCCUCCCCCAAUCCCCGUCUCGUUCAAUGCGCACCUUCCCCCUCCUGCAGCCAGUCCUGCCGAGCACAGCUGGGUUUGUCCCCACGGCCCUGGCCGUCCUGUGCCCCCAAGGAGGCGGGGACCUGUGGGAAGUACAGUGUGUGAUCCUAAUGCCGACCCCUGAGGGACCAAGGAGGGGUGGCAGGAAAGCUUCACUCUGGCAUCUCCUAACUUCAGGGCUGGGCUUUCACACCCUCAUGCUCUUCCGAUGUAUUUAUUAAAUAAUGUUAAAUCCC
Messenger RNA from Trachemys scripta elegans, 3509 nucleotides. RefSeq names its product gastrula zinc finger protein XlCGF8.2DB-like. Gene Ontology annotation, cellular component: nucleus. The record is from RefSeq and is a predicted model, not a curated record. The coding region runs from base 410 to 1516 and encodes 368 amino acids. Lineage: Eukaryota; Metazoa; Chordata; Testudines; Emydidae. Gene Ontology annotation, molecular function: RNA polymerase II cis-regulatory region sequence-specific DNA binding; DNA-binding transcription activator activity, RNA polymerase II-specific. Gene Ontology annotation, biological process: regulation of transcription by RNA polymerase II. The transcript is spliced from 3 exons.